Silurus meridionalis is the source of this 673-nucleotide messenger RNA. Its product is annotated as pterin-4-alpha-carbinolamine dehydratase 2-like. Gene Ontology annotation, biological process: tetrahydrobiopterin biosynthetic process. The record is from RefSeq and is a predicted model, not a curated record. Bases 149 to 547 code for a protein of 132 amino acids. The transcript is spliced from 4 exons. NCBI's taxonomy places the organism in Eukaryota, Metazoa, Chordata, Actinopteri, Siluriformes, Siluridae. Gene Ontology annotation, molecular function: 4-alpha-hydroxytetrahydrobiopterin dehydratase activity.
UUUUUGAUUCUGAUUGUCUGUUUCAGAACUUUUAUGUAGACAACAAUCUUGUGUUUAUAUUUUUUUGCGCAGGCAGAGUAGCAGACAGCGGUGUGUGUGUGUGUGUGUGUGUGUGUGUGUGUGUUACUCUGCCCCGUGCACGUGCGCUAUGAGCUGGUUAAUGUUUACGAGGUUCUGCUCUGGAACUCGGAGUGUUUUAUCCACACGCAGAAACUUUCUUCUGCCUGCAGCUGAAAUGUCCACAGAUUCACACUGGUUGAGUGCAGCAGAAAGAGAGCAUGCUCUGAUGGAGUUGAAGGCAACAGGAUGGGUGGAUCUGGAGGAACGAGAUGCACUGUAUAAAGAACUGCACUUCAAAACAUUUAAUCAGGCGUUUGGAUUCAUGUCUCGAGUGGCUCUGCAGGCAGAGAAGAUGAACCAUCAUCCGGAGUGGUUCAAUGUUUAUAAUAAGGUUCAGGUCACAUUAACAACACACGACUGUGGAGGUUUGUCAAAGAAGGACAUUCGUCUCGCCAAAUUCAUUGAUAAAGUCGCUCUGACGAUGUAGUGCUGUAAAAAAGUGCCACUUCUUUAAAAGGGUGUGUUUGAAGCUGAGCGCUGGACUGAUUUGGGACCUGGUGUGAAAACAGAGGGUUAAAAAGUCUGUAUAAUAAAAAUGUUUAAUAAAAGAUAA